AUGGCGCCUGCACAGCUGUCCUCCUCCCUCACGUCAUCUCAAGACCCGCCGCGCUCCAUCCUCACCACGUCCACGUCAUCUCCCAGCCGCGCGAAUCUCUGUUCGCGGCAGCACUCAAUCGUUUUCUCCGUCACCUAUGGCGGCCGUACCGUCAGCAUCUGCCUCGCGUGCGCGCUUCUAGACUUUCUCGUCAAGUUCCUCUUCUUUAUCCCGCGCUUCAUCCUCGUCCUAGCCAGCUUCGGCGUCCCGCUGCUGCUUCUUCCUGUCGGAUCGCUCAUCGAUCUUACCUCUCCGCCGAUGCUCGUCGCGCAAGCGAUUGCUCUUGUUUGGUACACGUGUUACCUCCCCGGCCUGCAGACGAUACAGGCGAAGCGCGAGAGUUUCAACCGCAAGCGCCGCAUGUUGCAGGCGGUGGAGGCGCGGAGAACGCGCAGUGGCAGCGAUGCUGGGAAUUUGCGAACAUCGCGCACGGAGAUGGGAGCGGCUGAUGUGUGCACGAGGGAGGCGGGAGAAAGGACGCGGAAGCGCGGCGGAAAGGGGAAGAAAGGAGCGCGGCUUGGCAAGGGAGGCCGCGGCGGGAAAGCUGAAUUCGAAGCGGAGGAGUACAGCGGAUGUGAUAAUAACGAAGAAAGGGAGGAGCACCAAACGAUUGAGCAGAGCAAGGCGGCUGAGUUGGAGAGUGACGUGGCAGCGCAGGCGACGGCGGAAAUUCCGGAAGUUGCAGAGGUUCCGGAGUUGAUUGACGGGUUGCUUGAGGAGAAGGAAAUCUCGGAGAAGCAGCGCUCGCGGAAGAGGGCUUUCAGGAAGCAGCGACGGGUGAGGCGCGAGCGUGCCACGUCAGACGCGCGCCAGGGAGAAUCCGCGUCAGACGCCGAAACCACGUCUGUGCAAGCUGACGUGGAGCUUACGCAGCAAAAUAUGACCGUGACUCUUCAGAAGAGUCAGGAGCAGCAGCUGACUCAGUUGACCCAGUUGACUCAGUUGACCAAAUUGACCCCUCCUGAGCUGUCGCAGUUGAUUGAUCAGCUCAUGCUCGUGGCGGCAGGAAACGAGGGUGCAGGAAGCGAGGGUGACAGUGCUCCUUCCCCACCUCCACGCCCUCCCUUCCCCCUCUCUCCCCUUCCCCUUCCUCGCUCUCCCCCUCCCUUUCCUACACUCUCCCCUCACCUGUUUCCUCUACGGCAGCAGCAGCAGCAGCAGCAGCAGCAGCAGCAGCAGGGAGGCACACAGCAGGAGGGCAACACAGGGAGCGUUGAAAAGAGCGCAAGCGCAAGCAAUCUCUGCUGGAGCCCGGACGACAAGCCAUGGCUGCCGUGGCUGCCCUCCCCCACCGCCCUCUCCCCGUCUCUUAAAGCCCCCGGAGCCCUCCCUAAUAAGUGGUCCCCCACCCUUCUCUCCCCUCCCACUGAAGCCUCGGGAAUGCCUUUCAUGCUCCCACAGGGCUCCUCCUCUUCAGGCUCUUUCUCGAACUCUGCGGUUGAAUCCGCUAUUUCGGGGUUGGAAUGGCUGGAGAGGGAUGCUGACGUCACCCUCCCUCCGCCUGCUGUGCCUGCCCACGUGGCGUAUGCUGCUGCUGGUGCCACUGCCAGCUCUCUUUCUCAGGUGCUGCCGCAGUCUCCUGUAAUCCCUCAAGCUGGUUUUCUCUCCAGCACUUCUCAUCCCUUCCACUUUGACGACAGCGGGAAACUUGGAGGACGAUCUGUGGUGGGACGGCAGCAGCAGCAGCAGCAUUAUGCCGUUGCUAGUCUGUUGCCGGGCUCUCCGUUUCAGGGGAAUGGUGAAGAGCCAGACCUAUCAUCCCAUGGGAACUAUUCCCUUCUCGGUUCUGGGUUUGCAGACAGCUUGGCAUCGGAACAUGUGAUGUACACCAGAGAAGCGAUAGAGGAGUGGAUGGAGUAG
Molecule: messenger RNA, 1899 nt
Organism: Closterium sp. Naga37s-1
Lineage: Eukaryota; Viridiplantae; Streptophyta; Zygnematophyceae; Desmidiales; Closteriaceae
Source: the annotation of a GenBank genome assembly